CCAUCAAACUCCCACUUCGGUGUUCCUUCGUGGAAAACCCUUCAAGCAAAGAAUCAAGGGAAAGGCAACCCAUCACUCGAGGCGCUUCUAUCCAGCUGUCUUUGACUCGAUCCAAACAACGAUACACACAGAACCAAGACUCUCCACAGGCAUCGUCAAGUCUUUAAAAUAUUCGCAAAGACGUCACUCGAAAGCGGCAUCACCAUAAACAAAGAUGUGCAGGUGCAUUCGUGUGAUCCAUUUUUGCCCGCUGUGCAUGGCGCUGCUCAGGAAGCGGCUCGCUUUCAACUACAUCUGCGACGAACCACCGUGCGGCAAGAUCAUCAUCGAGGACCAGAUCGCUGGCACCGACGAGUACAUGUGCGACGACUGCGAGUUGCACUACUGGCUCAAGAUGGGCAAGGGCAAGAGGGGCGCCAGGAUCCGGAGGGUUUCGACGUAA
Pyricularia oryzae 70-15 is the source of this 442-nucleotide messenger RNA. RefSeq lists its product as uncharacterized. NCBI's taxonomy places the organism in Eukaryota, Fungi, Ascomycota, Sordariomycetes, Magnaporthales, Pyriculariaceae. The transcript has a single exon. The record is from RefSeq and is a predicted model, not a curated record. Bases 215 to 442 code for a protein of 75 amino acids.